This is a messenger RNA of Oldenlandia corymbosa var. corymbosa, 4857 nucleotides long. The record is from the annotation of a GenBank genome assembly. Lineage: Eukaryota; Viridiplantae; Streptophyta; Magnoliopsida; Gentianales; Rubiaceae.
AUGGGGGAAAAACCUGAAGUUUUGGAAGCUGUCGUGAAGGAAACAGUGGAUUUGGAAAAUAUUCCUAUUGAGGAAGUUUUCGAAAAUCUAAGAUGUACAAAGGAAGGUCUUACCAGUGAGGGUGCUCAAGAAAGAUUGGCAAUCUUUGGGCACAACAAGCUUGAGGAGAAGAAGGAGAGCAAAUUCCUGAAGUUCCUGGGUUUCAUGUGGAACCCUCUUUCAUGGGUCAUGGAGGCUGCUGCUAUUAUGGCAAUUGCACUUGCUAAUGGAGGAGGGAAGCCUCCUGAUUGGCAAGACUUUGUUGGUAUCAUUACUUUACUUGUGAUCAACUCUACAAUUAGUUUCAUUGAGGAGAACAAUGCUGGCAACGCCGCAGCUGCUCUCAUGGCUCGUCUAGCUCCAAAAGCCAAGGUUCUUCGAGAUGGAAGGUGGAGUGAGGAAGAUGCAGCUGUUCUGGUACCUGGAGACAUAAUCAGUGUAAAGCUUGGUGACAUCAUUCCUGCUGAUGCUCGCCUGCUGGAGGGAGAUCCCCUGAAAAUUGACCAGUCUGCUCUCACUGGCGAAUCACUACCUGUCACAAAAGGGCCUGGAGAUGGGGUUUAUUCAGGUUCCACAUGCAAGCAAGGAGAAAUCGAAGCUGUAGUUAUUGCUACUGGGGUUCAUACUUUCUUUGGAAAGGCAGCUCACCUUGUGGAUUCCACUAAUCAAGUGGGCCACUUCCAGAAGGUUUUAACGGCCAUUGGGAACUUUUGCAUUUGUUCCAUUGCAAUUGGGAUGAUAAUUGAGAUUAUUGUGAUGUAUCCUAUUCAACAUCGACCUUAUCGUCCUGGAAUUGACAAUCUUCUUGUGCUACUCAUUGGUGGAAUUCCUAUUGCCAUGCCGACGGUUCUUUCGGUGACUAUGGCUAUUGGUUCUCACCGUCUAGCUCAACAGGGAGCUAUAACCAAGAGAAUGACGGCCAUAGAAGAAAUGGCUGGCAUGGACGUUUUAUGCAGUGAUAAGACUGGAACUCUGACACUAAACAAGCUUACAGUUGAUAAAAAUCUUAUUGAGGUUUUUACCAAAGGCAUAGAUGCAGACACUGUUGUGUUGAUGGCUGCUCGGGCUUCUCGGACUGAAAAUCAGGAUGCUAUAGAUGCUGCUAUAGUAGGAAUGCUCGCCGAUCCAAAGGAGGCUCGUGCUGGCAUUCAAGAAAUACAUUUUCUUCCUUUCAAUCCGACUGACAAGAGGACAGCAUUAACUUAUUUGGACAGCCAAGGGAAAAUGCAUAGAGUCAGCAAAGGUGCACCAGAGCAGAUUCUUAAUCUCGCACAUAAUAAGUCAGAAAUAGAGCGGAGGGUUCAUGCCGUGAUUGAUAAGUUUGCUGAAAGAGGAUUGCGGUCGCUUGCUGUUGCAUACCAGGAAGUUCCAGAGGGUAGGAAGGAAAGUGCUGGAGGCCCAUGGCAAUUUGUUGGUCUUAUGCCUCUUUUUGAUCCACCCAGACAUGAUAGUGCGGAGACUAUAAGGAGGGCUCUGAAUCUGGGAGUAAAUGUUAAAAUGAUUACAGGUGAUCAGCUGGCUAUUGGAAAAGAAACUGGGAGACGUUUGGGAAUGGGAACAAACAUGUAUCCCUCAUCUGCUUUGUUGGGUCAGGACAAGGACGAGUCCAUUGCUGCAUUACCCAUAGACGAGCUUAUUGAAAAAGCUGAUGGUUUUGCUGGUGUUUUCCCAGAGCACAAAUAUGAAAUUGUUAAGCGAUUGCAAGCAAGGAAACAUAUUUGUGGAAUGACUGGUGAUGGGGUCAAUGAUGCUCCUGCUUUGAAGAAAGCUGAUAUAGGAAUUGCUGUUGCUGAUGCAACUGAUGCAGCUCGUAGCGCUUCUGAUAUUGUGCUCACAGAACCUGGUCUUAGUGUUAUCAUAAGUGCUGUUUUGACCAGUCGAGCUAUCUUUCAGAGGAUGAAAAAUUAUACGAUCUAUGCAGUUUCUAUCACCAUUCGUAUAGUGCUUGGUUUCAUGCUGCUUGCGUUGAUAUGGCAGUUUGAUUUUCCUCCAUUCAUGGUCCUUAUUAUUGCAAUUCUUAACGAUGGUACAAUCAUGACGAUAUCAAAGGACAGGGUGAAGCCAUCUCCAUUGCCAGACAGCUGGAAACUUGCUGAAAUAUUUGCAACUGGAAUUGUUCUUGGAGGUUAUUUGGCAGUGAUGACAGUGAUAUUCUUUUGGGCGGCAUAUAAAACUGACUUCUUUCCUCGAAUUUUUGGGGUGUCAACCCUUGAGAAGACAGCACAUGAUGACUUCAGAAAGCUUGCAUCAGCGAUAUAUCUUCAAGUGAGCACUAUAAGUCAGGCAUUGAUAUUUGUGACAAGGUCUCGAAGUUGGUCAUAUGCUGAGCGUCCUGGCUUGCUUCUUGUUGUAGCAUUUGUGAUCGCGCAACUAGUUGCUACUCUUAUUGCCGUAUAUGCAAAUUGGAGCUUUGCUGCAAUUGAAGGAAUUGGAUGGGGUUGGGCUGGAGUUGUUUGGCUGUACAAUCUCAUAUUCUACAUUCCUCUUGACCUUAUCAAGUUCCUCAUUCGCUAUGUUCUUAGUGGGAGAGCAUGGGAUCUUGUUCUUGAGCAAAGGAUUGCUUUCACUAGGAAAAAGGACUUCGGUAAGGAACAACGUGAGCUCAAAUGGGCACAUGCACAAAGAACUCUUCACGGGCUACAAGUACCUGAUACCAAACUGUUUAGUGAGGCUACAAAUUUCACCGAGCUUAAUCAGCUGGCUGAGGAAGCCAAGAGGAGAGCUGAAAUUGCAAGGCUACGUGAGCUGCAUACACUUAAAGGUCAUGUCGAAUCCGUUGUGAGGUUAAAGGGUCUCGAUAUCGACACAAUUCAACAAGCUUACACCGUAUGAGGAGAAACCCAAAUCUGUCUGCUGAGAGUGAAUUUGUGAAUCUGAAACAUAAUCCAGAUGUAAACUGUGAGUUCCCUUUGAGACAGACAGUCCACAGUUGGACUGACUGAUUGUAGUUUGAGCACUUUUGGUAGGAUUCUUCUGAAAACAUAUAAUACCUUUCUCUGGCCUAGUCCAGAACCCAUACUUUGGGAUAAAUUAACGAAUACUCUGCCAUAAUAUAAUGUUUAUAUCCAUCAAGUUUUUACUCACGAGUUCUGUCCUUUUUGCCAUUACUUCAUACUGUUUCUAGAUUUUCUACGUCGUUGCAAUCUCUUCCCUUUGAACAUGGGAAGUAGUCAACACUUUUAGGGGGGGAGCUAUGAGAUUGCCUGUAUAUUGAUUCUUUUGAUUCGCCUUGCAAGUGUUAAGAUGAAGUUUGCGAAACAGAUGUAUAAUUUAAAUGCGAAAAUGGAGAUGUUAUACUGCAAGUUACAUGACGACGACGUGACUAGUGCCUUAUAAAACUAAACUAAAAUUAGGGCUCCUUCCCUCCCUUUUGAGUUUCCAUUUCAAUUGUCAAACUGGUACCCCCCUCCCCUUUGUACCUAUACCACUUUGCACAAGCUACAAAAUAGCAAAGAUUCAGCACUCCAAGAGCAGUGAUAAGGAAAUAGAAGUAGUCUAAUCUCCCCUUAUUAAGAUCUUCCGGCAACCAAUUCCCAGAUGGAGAUCCUUCGGUAGAAUGAUGCACUAUUGACAACAAAAAGCUGUUCACAUAACUUGAAGCAGCCAAUCCACAGAAGAAGAGAGAUCCGGCAAAGCUUCUCAUGUUUUCAGGGAACUCUUUGUAGUAGAACUCGAUCUGGCCAAUGGCAGUGAACGCCUCAGCAAGACCCGCAAGCGAAAGCUGAGGAACAAGCCAUAAUGCAGACAUGGGAGAAACUGCCCCUCUUGGCGAAUGAACCCCUAAAGUCGGAUGAGUAAUCGCCAACAUCCUCCUCUUUUGUUCGACAAAGGCAGAUAUUAGAGAUGCAAUGACGGUAAGGAAUAUCCCAAUGCCCAUCCGUUGAAGGAUGGUUAUGCCCCCAUCUUUCCCUGUCACUUUUCGUCUUAAAAAUGGGACGAGUACCCUGUCAUAUACAGGUACAAAUAAAGUGAGGCUUAACAUGGAGAAAAUGGUGUAGGUUGCAGCAGGGAUUUGGAACUUGGAUUUUCCCAAGUGUCUAUCUGAUUGGAGGGCCUGGAAAACCACAUAUUGUUGCUGUUGAAUAAUGGCAACAUGAUAGAUAAUGGCUGCAGCCCAGAUUGGAAUUACUCUGAGCACGCAUUUUAGUUCUUCCACUUGCUGAAUGCUAGUGAGUCUCCACGAAUCUGCCGCUGUUCCAUCUUCUUUGAUUUCAUCAUCUUUUGUUAUGAUUGCCGCCUUGUCAAGGCACCUGUAAAAUCAUGAGUUUGCAUUUACCAGUUGAAACAAAUAAGGUGAGUAAAAAAGUAAUGUUUUCAAAUGAAAACGAGGACAUUUUACUACACUCCAUUGGGACAAGACUCUUUACUAAUGAAACUCAUUCUCACGUAAAAGUUGGGACCGAAAAUCUCAUCGAAGAUAUCUGUAUCAUGACAUAUGUAACGUUCUUUUGUGGAAUUGGAGAUGAUAACCUAAUGCAACAUGCCCACAUGCAAUGCAACUAAUCAUCCACUGAGAUAUCAAAGACACCAUUUCGCUUUGGAAAACUUUUUGUCCUUUGUAGUGAACGUGUAAUCCAUUAGGUUAUAAAAGAGUCAAUUAUUGCUGAAAUAGUUCACUGGAAGUUUUUUUUUUCCCAUCUCUAGCUUGGAAAAAUCAAGAUGAAAUGUAUUAAAAGUCAGUGACUAAGUACACCUAAUUGAUAUGACUUCCACAUUUAGGAGUGAAAGUAUUCAACUUGCACUAUCAAGUAUCAACAUCCCCUCAUGUGACAGCCAAGUAAUUAGGCAUAAGGCAAGAGAGUGAGACACUCGUCAAGU